Molecule: messenger RNA, 4390 nt
Organism: Varanus komodoensis (Komodo dragon)
Lineage: Eukaryota; Metazoa; Chordata; Lepidosauria; Squamata; Varanidae
Gene: MFN1
Product: mitofusin 1
Exons: 18
Coding region: 115-2337 (740 amino acids)
Biological process (GO): mitochondrial fusion; mitochondrion localization
Cellular component (GO): mitochondrial outer membrane
Molecular function (GO): GTPase activity; GTP binding
Source: RefSeq, a predicted model, not a curated record
UCUAACCACUACACUACAAGGUAUGGGCUUCUCCACCAUAGAUGAGGAUGAUGCUAUUGGAAAUGUGCUUGGGUACUUAUUGCAUGGAAAUUCAGUCUUCUGUAAAGUUGUAUAAUGGCAGACAUUAACCCCUCCCCACUGAAACACUUUGUGCUGGCCAAGAAGAAGAUUACCACCGUAUUUGAAGAGCUGCUGGACUACGUUACCGAAGGAGCAAAUUUUGUGGAAGAAACUUACAAAAAUCCAGAACUGGAACACAUAGCCACCAAGGAUGAACUGCUGGAAAUACAGGCAUACAAAAACAAGUUGGCGAUCAUUGGAGAGGUCCUAGCACGACGGCACAUGAAAGUUGCUUUUUUUGGCAGAACCAGCAGUGGCAAGAGCUCAGUCAUCAAUGCAAUGCUAUGGGACAAAGUCCUCCCGAGUGGCAUGGGGCACACAACCAACUGCUUCCUUAGUGUGGAAGGCACUGAUGGUGAUAAGGCUUAUCUCAUGACCGAAGGCUCGGAUGAAAAGAAGAGCGUCAAGACGGUUAACCAACUCGCACAUGCCCUCCACAUGGAUAAAGACUUGCAGGCUGGCUGUCUGGUGCAUGUUUUUUGGCCCAAGGCCAAGUGUGCCCUUCUGAGAGACGACUUGGUGUUAGUGGACAGCCCUGGCACUGAUGUCACCACGGAGCUCGACAGCUGGAUUGACAAAUUCUGUCUGGAUGCUGAUGUCUUUGUUUUAGUUGCUAAUUCAGAGUCAACCCUCAUGAACACGGAAAAACAGUUUUUUCACAAAGUAAACGAAAAACUUUCUAAACCAAACAUCUUCAUCCUGAAUAAUCGUUGGGAUGCUUCUGCAUCAGAGCCUGAAUAUAUGGAGGAUGUACGCAAGCAGCACAUGGAACGCUGCCUGAGGUUUUUGGUAGACGAGCUCAAAGUUGUGGAUCCAGCUGAAGCCCAGAACCGAAUCUUCUUCAUUUCAGCCAAGGAAGCUCUCAGCGCUAGGACACACAAAGCCCAGGGCAUGCCUGAGGGAGGUGGUGCGCUCGCGGAGGGGUUUCAAACGCGGUUCCAAGAAUUUCAGCAUUUUGAAAAGAUGUUUGAGGAGUGUAUCUCGCAGUCAGCUGUGAAAACCAAGUUUGAGCAGCACACUAUCAGAGCUAAACAGAUCCUAGAUACUGUGAAAAACAUUAUGGACAGCAUAAACGUGGCGGCAGCCAAUCAGAGAGUCCAUUCAAUGGAGGAGCGAGAGGAUCAGAAGGACAGGCUGGAGUUUGUUCGAAACCAGCUCAACCUUUUGACAGAGGACAUUAAGAGGAAAAUCAAGGAAGUUACUGAGGAGGUGGAGAACAAGGUUUCUUCUGCCCUGACAGAUGAAAUUUGUCGGCUUUCUGUUUUGGUAGAUGAGUUUAGCGCCGAUUUUCACCCAUCUCCGCAUGUUUUGAAAGUAUAUAAAAGCGAACUGAACAAGCACAUAGAGGAGGGCUUGGGAAGGAACCUGGCUGACCGCUGCUUCGCCGAAGUCAACAGUUCUAUGUAUCAGUCACAACAGGAAAUGAUCGAAAAUCUGCAGCCCCUUUUGCCUCCGGAGGUCCAGAACAAGAUCCACUUGCUUGUGCCAUGCAGGAAGUUUGACCUUAGCUAUGACCUGAAUUGCCAUAGCCUGUGCUCCAACUUCCAAGAGGACAUCACGUUCCGGUUCUCCUUGGGCUGGUCGGCGCUCGUCAGUCGGUUCCUGGGCCCCGGGGCCGCGCACAAGGUGCUGAUGGGCAUGACAGAGCCGACAUUUGCCAUCCCCAGGUCUCUCGCCUCCACCCCUAGUGCCUCCAGUGUCCCAGCUCUCCCUCCAGAGAACGCCUCGCAGGAGGAGCUCAUGGUCUCCUUGGUCACCAGUCUGGCCUCUCUGACCUCCCGGACCUCCAUGACAGUCAUCAUUGUUGGAGGACUGGUGUGGAGAACCGUCGGCUGGAAGGUCAUCUCCCUCUCCUUGAGCAUGUAUGGGCUGCUGUACCUCUACGAGAGGCUCACCUGGACGACCAAAGCCAAAGAGCGAGCCUUCAAGCAGCAGUUUGUCAGCUACGCCACAGAAAAGCUGCAGCUGAUCGUCAGCUUUACCAGCGCCAAUUGUAGCCACCAAGUGCAGCAGGAAAUGGCCACAACAUUUGCUCGUCUGUGCCAGCAGGUUGACAUCACAGAGAGAAAACUGGAAGAAGAAAUUGCAAGAUUAUCCAAAGGAAUUACGCAGCUAGAAACAAUCCAGAAGAAUUCCAAGCGUCUACGGCAAAAAGCUAUUCACCUUGAAAAUGAAUUUGACUGUUUUACAAAGGAUUUCCUUCAGAAGAAGAAAUGAAAAGGCCUCACAUUCUUCUGAUGCUCUAGGUCCGAAGAAGAUGACACUAUUUCCCCCAGCCCACUCCUUGAGUCACAUGAAUUUUUCAAGCCCCGUAUUCUACUUUUCUGGUGCUUAUGAACUGUGCCAGAGAGCUUUGGGAGCUAAAGCAGUAUUUAGCAUUGACUGAUUCAUUUUGCAAGUUUUCAUAAGAAAGAAAUCAUUUAUAUUUACUGAUGCAUAUGAAAUUUAUUUGGAGUUGUAAAAUAAUAAACUAGCAAAUGUAUUGUAUUUUGUAUUAGUUUUUACCUAUGAGGCAACCUCCUCUUUCUGGUAUCCAGAAAGAGAAUAGACAAGAAACUACUUUCAGGCCUGUGUCAAAGUCUUGUGUUAGCUGGAAUUCUCCGAGGCCAAGGUGUGGUGCUGGUGUUUUCCAGGACUGUUACAGACCAGGUGUAGAGUGAUAACAAAUUUUAGAUGGGAUUUAUGGAGUUUGAAAGCAAAGACUAUCCGUUUGGCUAGCCUUAAGGGGUAACUUUGGAUCUCAUUUCAUGGAAAGACUUUACACUGCUAAUUGAAAGCCUUGAUGCUCUCAGGGAAGAGUUAGCAAGCACCUUUGUUUUAGCAGCUGAACUAGACAUAAUUCUAGGGCUGUCCUCAGGAAGCACUCUUCUUGGGUACUGGAGUAACGGCCUAUGAUGCUUAUGCAUCCUGUCCCCAAAUGGUAGUUCUUCUGAGCCAAAAUCAUGUUACAACGUGCAGUAAACUGCGGCGAGCAUGCUGGGUGGAACAUCUGUCAGGAAAUCCUCUGUGGGACUGUGUCUGGUUACACACCCUUCAGCAGGCUUGUAACAGCACUGUAAUACCAUUUUAUUUGGAGUUGCUAGCAUGCCCACAAUUCACCUGCAGCCUGAAGGAUGCUGUAUGCCCAAAAUUAAUCUUCAGUGAAAAGAACGCCCAGAAUUUUGGCUAUUUCACCUGACGAAACAGCUGAUGAUGGCAAUGAGAUCAGAUUGGUUGGCUCGGUUGCUCCCUCCUCUUACGGUCUUCACUCACACCCAAAGGUUCAGCACCUGACUUGUAGCUCUGCAUGUUAAGGACUAGCACCAUUGUGCACUAACAAUUGUGAGGCAAAUGGCUCAUGGACCCAUCCUGUGGAGCCAUUUAUCUGUGCCCACCAGGCUGGUCUCACAUCAAGGUGUUACCUGGUUUUCUGUCACGUUUGCUUUGGUCAGUACUUUCUACUGAAAGAAUAGCAACUGCUUCAGUUGUUCACAGUUGUUACUAUAAAAGUACAGUAAUAUGCUAAUUUAUGAAUUGCUUUUCAGGAUAUGUAUAUGCACCAAAGCGGUUUUUAAUGGGAGAAACAUGAAUAUGCAUGUUUUAAAGACCUCUGAGAAUUAACCAUUAUUGGGAAAAAAGCCCAUGUUCUUGGCAUGGUGUUUGCUAACAAGAGGUCACUGGUCACAAAGGGCUAAGAAAUUAAUUGCUGGGUUUCUAAGACUUAUUUUUUCAGCAACCAAUGAAGUUCUUGUGUUUUUAUUCCAGUGUACAUGAAAUGUUUAAUGUGGCUCUUCUGUUCCCAUGUAGAAGAAAGGAGGAUGGUGGUAGAAUUUGUUAUAAAUACAGGCAGAAGACAGGUUCUACAAUUUGAUUAAAUGUGACACGAAGUGACAAUUUGAACUGUACAUGAGAUUGCAGGUAUUUUAAGCUCCUUGUUUCCCUAACAGCAUUUUGUAGACUUAUGUCUUUCCAGUUUUGACUUGCAUGAUUUGUAGUUAUUUAAAAUUGGCCAAAGAACCAACCUAGUAACCUGAUAAGACUUACCACAAAGUCAUUCAUUAAUCGCUUUCUUGAACUGUUGCUGUCAUAAACAUGCUUAGUUUUUGUUUUCUUUGCCUGUGUAAAGAUGUGAUUUAGAGCAAUAUAUUCUUUCAGCUACAAAGGCUGAUUGCUAGAUGUCUGAGUAGGGGGAGUUUUAAACCUCUUUACUCCAUGACAAGCAGGGUUUUUUUCUUGCAAGAUCAGAUCAUCUGUUUUAAUUAAUAACUAAAUAAAACUUACAGAUUUGGCA